Molecule: messenger RNA, 1734 nt
Organism: Linum tenue
Lineage: Eukaryota; Viridiplantae; Streptophyta; Magnoliopsida; Malpighiales; Linaceae
Source: the annotation of a GenBank genome assembly
UUGGAGGGAAGUCGCCACCAUCGCUCCUGCUCCAGAUCGCGAUGGUGGCGACGCCGCCCACGAAGUCACGAAGACGAGGAGGAGAAGUCUUACAACGGGCUGAUGUUCUUUGAUGGUCACGGGAAGAUCGAGGGACAGGAGGCGUUGACCAAGCUAGCCCAACACCUCACCCGGCUGCAGUUGAGGGUGAGCCCCCAGGGGCACAGUUUUCAAGACGUCGAGUUGGGAGAACACAAAGACUUUGGAAUUCACUAUCUCCGACUGAACGAUCUUUUCAACUGGCCGGAUCACGGGGUGGGCAUGGCGGGCGUUAGCAUGUGGCAACGCCUCGUGCUGAAGUACACCGUACCGAAACGGGAGAAGCGGGCGGUGGCGGCGGCGAGCGGAGGGGUGAGCAAGGAGAAGUACGAGGAUUUGAAGAAGACGGUGAACAAGAAGGACGAGGAGUUGAGAAAGCUGAGGGCGGAGAUGGAAGAACAAGAGAAGGAGAUACAAACGUUGAGAGAUGAGAGGGACGAUACAACCGAACAGCAGGAGGCGGAGAUACGAGAGCUGGAGAAGGAAAAAGACGAGGAGAUCGGGGAGCUGAUGAAGAGGAAAGACGACGAGUUACGAAUGCUGAAAAAGAGGAAGGACAAGGAGAUACAAACGUUAAAGGAAGAGAGGGAGGAAGCAAGUGAACGGCACGAGGAGGAGCUGCGGAAGGUGGAGGAGGAAAAGGACGAGGAGCUGAGAGUGAUGAUGAAGAGGAAAGACGACGAGUUGCAGAUGCUGCAAAAGAGGAACGACGAGGAGUCGAAGCAAAAGAACGAUGAAUUGAAGACGCUGAAGAGAGAAAAAGAGGAUGGAGCCAAGCUGAGCAAAGAGAAGGAUGAGGAGGAGGUAAAAACAUUGAGGGAAGAAGUGGUGAAUUUGAGAAAGGCUAACAAAGAAAACGAAGCUGCUGCUGGGAAAGGGAAAAUACUGGUGAAUGGUGAUGAAUGGCACAAGUUGAAGAAUGAUAACGAAGCACUGCGAAAGUCGAUGAACGAGAAGGAUGCCGAAACGCGCAAGCUAAGGGACCAAGUGGCUCAACUUCAAGAGCAGGAGCAACGUCGCAACCAACCAUGGGCAUGGACGGGUGCGAUACGGUUCCUCGGCGAGAACAGAGUUCUGGGAAGAAGUCUUCACUUCACCACGAAGAAGAAGACUCAGUGUUGUGGGCUUAAACUUCUGGCCCAAGUUGAUUUGUUUAAUUUUAGGGUUUAUCCGAAGGAGAAACAACCGAAGAAAAAUCUCAUCGUCUCGCGCUCAACGAUCCAUCACGUAGUACGCACAACAAGACGGCCGGUGCCACAGGAUACUUGGCGCAGUGUCAAGAUUGAAUCGCCGCCUGACUGUCAUUAUGUUUAUGAUCCAAGUACCAACGAGAGCACCUCGCCAUUUCCGAUGGCAAAUUGGUUGGUGGUGGAUGAAGAACACAAUGAAUGGCCUCUUCCUCCUAAGAUCGGCGUGCGCUGUGUGCCUGACCAAUUCGACAAAGAUAACUGGUGGUUCGUGAAGGCAGCCCACCCAGAUGGCCGCUUGGCGAUGAUGGCUUAUUACGACGGCGGCCGGAGUUCUUACACUACCCCGAACUAUCGGUUCCCUGUCCGGCUUCCCUUUCCGAGGAACUGCAAAUUUUACACAACUACACAGUUCUUCCUGAUUGGGCUGAACGGCGCCAACAAGCUUGCUUUCUCGUACCGGGACUAG